Fomitiporia mediterranea MF3/22 is the source of this 1127-nucleotide messenger RNA. RefSeq lists its product as uncharacterized. The coding region runs from base 423 to 974 and encodes 183 amino acids. NCBI's taxonomy places the organism in Eukaryota, Fungi, Basidiomycota, Agaricomycetes, Hymenochaetales, Hymenochaetaceae. The record is from RefSeq and is a predicted model, not a curated record. The transcript is spliced from 18 exons.
CCACCUGUGUUACAGUACAUGAUGGACGUUGAUUUGCCAACUAAACUGAGGACACGUCGCUGAUUGUGUCUACGCAACAAGAUGUAACUCCUACGAUUCUGGUCUUUUUUCAUUGGUUUCUUUCAAAUGUCCGCUCGCCAGCUACCAGUUGUGAAGAUUUUAGAGGACUAUGUAUACCAAGACAUUGUAUUCCGUUAUGUGACAGUGGCGUCGCUGACACUUGCAAGAGAUACAGAGCUUAUAUGGCCAUCCAGGCUUUCACUGCUCAAGGUACUCUUUCUUGUCGACCGCUAUCUACCUAUGGUUACGGCAGUCCUCGGGACAUACAGUGAUCGAAACCACUAAAUCCCGAAGCAAUUUUGAUCAUACUAGUACUGAUCACACUUCCUUAGGACUGUAAAGUCUUCGCCAUCGUCACCACCAUGUUUAUAUGCACGUGUUACGUCUGUGCAGAACUAACACUGGUGUUGAGAGCGUACGCCUUAUGGAAACAAAGUAGAAUUGCAUGCAUCGUUUUAUUGAUCGUAGGUUCCGGCAGUGCAGUCGGUGGAUAUUACCUGUCAGUGACCCAGGGUUUGUCCGGUAAAAGCUCUCCCAUCAAACUAUUCCACUCUGGAUGCAUUAUCGCAUUUUCUGGAACUCAUUUGUGGAUCGGUUACCUAACUCUUGUCUGCUGUGAAACAAUCUCUUUCGGACUCGUGCUGGCCAGAGCCGUCAUGAACUAUCGCGAUUCGGGAUCAUUUAAUAAACUUAUGAAGACAAUGGUGACUAGCGGGAUAUUGUAUUACUUGUGCCUUAUCUUCAUAGCAUUAGGGAAUAUGAUACUGUUACGGUUCCAAAGCCGAUAUCCUCGGGGCCUCUACCUCAUAAACCUGCAAGGAAUCCUGUGUUGCAUUUUAUGCAACCGACUUCUCCUGCACUUACGCCGAAACAAUACUAAACUUCGUACAUCCGUGGCCACACGGUCGACUUGAGCUCGCUUGACGCACCUUCGUUCUUCUAAACGUGCACCGCUUCACGCUGACUAGGGAGCGAAAGUGACAACCAUAUCCGCGACAUUCGUCGGUUGUUUAGGAACCAGGGACACAACUAUUGAACCGCUCGUUUUAGCUUUAGUUAAAAGCUGC